CUCCGUCGAGCCGAGGAGGUGUCCGUGCGAGGGAGCGGAAUCACCGGCCCGGGGGGGCCGCGCUGCGUGCCAUCACAACGGCGUCAAAGCAACUUGUGUCACACGCUGCGGGCAGAGCUGCUUGGCCCGCUGUCUUGAGCAGUUAGCGGUCAGACGACAACAUGGCAGCCUGCCGCCCGGUGCACCGGCGCCUCACUUGUCCAGCAAACCCUUAAAUGUCACUUGCCCGCCUUAUUACGUAACGUAACGUAACGGGCGUGUGUGCCCGUGUCUGCGUGCUUGUGAGGUGAACCCCUUCCACGGCAGUGUUGCUGCUGUAGAUGUUGACUCGGAUGCGCAUCCACGCAGACGCGUUAAACGCAUCCGGUUCCGUUUUUGUGGAGGCUGUGGUCUUAUCAAGACCACAAGGUCCGCCUCGCUUCCUUUUCGUUCCCAAACCUGCAGCCGCUCCAUUCCGCGCACAGGACUCGGGAACAGGCAACGGGGAGUUGAAGAGAGUCCGUGCGGAGGAAUCCCGAGCCGUGCCCCCGCCAGCGCGUUCAGAGCAACGAGAUGAGAUGCUUCAACUCUACAAGCUUCAAAUGCCAGAAGAUCUGUACCACUUCUGGGACUUCUGCAAGGAGCUGUGUCCCGACAACCCACGGGGGGCCCUAAAAGACGCGCUGGGUUUGCAGCUGGUUGGUCCCUUCGACGUCCUGGCAGGAGCCCACAGAGGCGCCGACAAUCCUCAGCCCAACUUUCACCUCCACUGGCGGUAUUUAUACGACCCGCCGGAGUUCCAGACCAUCCUCCUGGGGAGCGGAGACACCCAGCAUCACAUCGGCUACUACAGAGACUCUCCGGACUCCCUCCCUUCGUUUGUUGGGGAGAAUGAAGCCAAGAAGGGCUGCGCCAUCGCGCAGAUGGGAGACAACGCGUUCGCUGCAGUCCUCCUGUAUCUGUCGGGGAGGAGGAAAGAGAGGGGCAGCAAGAGAGCCGGAGGACAGGCCUUGGACGGCCUGGAGGCCCGGCUGAGGGACAGAGCAGAGACGCUGGGCUUGUCCCUCGAGCAGAAGACCAAAGCCAUGAAGCAGAGGGACAAGAAGGUGGUCACCAAGACGUUCCACGGUGCCGGCAUCGUCGUACCGGUAGACAAGAACGAUGUGGGAUACAGAGAACUACCAGAAACCGAUGCUGGCCUGAAGAAGAUCCUCAAGGCGAUCGCCGACGCCCGCAACGACGAGGAGCGCGUCAAAGCCUUCGGCCCUCUGCAGGAGAUGGUCACGUUCGUUCAGUUUGCCAACGACGAGUGCGACUACGGCAUGGGAUAUGAGCUCGGAAUGGACCUCUUCUGUUACGGAUCCCACUAUUUCCACAAGGUCAUCAGGCAGCUUCUGCCGAUGGCCUACAGCCUCCUGAAACGCAAUCUGUUUGGGGAGAUUCUGGAGGCUCACCUGUCCAGUCGCGGCAAAGACCACCUGGACCAACUCUCCGCACAUUAAAAGCAGGAAGAAGCAAAAAGCAAAGACUCAGAAGUACCAGAAGCUCCAGCUCCAGCUCUUUUAAGCUCCCCCCCCACAACCCCCCCCCCCCACCUGUCCUUGUCUGUGUGUUAUUGGUCAUGUUUCUCAGUGGUUUUGGUGCUGUCAUUAAUUGGAACCAGUUCAAUGAUAUUCUUUGUAAAAGGUAGAUGUCUAAUAAAGUAUUUUUAUAUAUUUA
This is a messenger RNA of Gasterosteus aculeatus aculeatus (three-spined stickleback), 1698 nucleotides long. RefSeq names its product histone PARylation factor 1 (gene hpf1). Gene Ontology annotation, cellular component: nucleus. The record is from RefSeq and is a predicted model, not a curated record. NCBI's taxonomy places the organism in Eukaryota, Metazoa, Chordata, Actinopteri, Perciformes, Gasterosteidae. Gene Ontology annotation, biological process: regulation of protein ADP-ribosylation; DNA damage response. Gene Ontology annotation, molecular function: poly-ADP-D-ribose binding; histone binding.